Hypoxylon trugodes is the source of this 4713-nucleotide messenger RNA. Its product is annotated as ABC-2 type transporter. Gene Ontology annotation, molecular function: ATP hydrolysis activity; ABC-type transporter activity; ATP binding. The transcript is spliced from 2 exons. The record is from RefSeq and is a predicted model, not a curated record. Gene Ontology annotation, cellular component: membrane. Gene Ontology annotation, biological process: transmembrane transport. Bases 1 to 4713 code for a protein of 1570 amino acids. NCBI's taxonomy places the organism in Eukaryota, Fungi, Ascomycota, Sordariomycetes, Xylariales, Hypoxylaceae.
AUGGAGGGCGACAAACGAACACCGGCAGAUACAGACGUCCCUGGUGGAUUUCCAGAAACACCAUCCUCUUUUUCGGUUCACCGAAGAACACCUAGUCGCGAAUUUCCUCUCUCGACCAAUCAUGAAAGCUCUACGUCAAUUACGAGAUCAGUAAAUGUCAUUGGGGGAACAUCUUCAUCAACUAAGCUUAAUACCACAAGUAAUGUUUAUUCCGAUAUCAGUGCGAAUGCGUCUGCCAUUGAGGACAUUAGACCGAGCGAAGCUAGUCCCUCCUCUUCUAAUGCGGCAACACAUACGCAGCCAACUCCAGGCGAUAUAUCAUCAGAUGAAUCCGAGCAGACGGAAGUUGAGCCUCGUUUCGAGCCAAUCAAGACAGCCGCUGAGCGCCCGACCAUACAGCGCAAUCAAAGCUCGGCCAAGAACGAAGAUGAAUUAUUCCGAGCCCUCUCAAGGCGUCGAAGUAUGGCUUCUGGCGGCGCCGAUCGAGAAGAGAAUGAUGAAAUAGAAAGGCUCAUGUCUCGCAUGUUCGGCCAAGCUCGUCAGCAGCACAGCGAAGAGGAGAAGACGAGACAUGCAGGUGUGAUAUUUCGCAACUUGACGGUUAUGGGCGCUGGUCUUGGCGCGAGUUUGCAACCUACAGUUGGCGACGUAUUCAUGGGCCUACCAAGGUUCCUGAAGAACUUGAUAACCAAAGGACCUAAAGCAGCCACGGGAAAACCACCGGUACGAGAACUCCUCAGCAACUUUAAUGGUUGCGUGCGACCGGGAGAAAUGCUACUUGUUCUUGGUAGACCUGGAUCUGGUUGUUCGACGUUCUUGAAGACCUUCUGUAAUCAACGUGCGGGUUAUGUGGAUGUCUUAGGGGAUGUAACAUACGGCGGGACGGAUGCGAAGCGCAUGGCGAAAGAUUACAGGGGCGAGAUUAUUUACAAUCCAGAAGAUGACUUACAUUAUGCCACAUUGUCUGUCAAGAAUACCCUCACCUUCGCUCUUCGAACUCGAACCCCUGGAAAGGAGUCGCGAAUGGAAGGAGAAAGCCGAGAGGACUACGUAAGGGAAUUUCUCAGAGUGGCCACAAAAUUGCUCUGGAUUGAGCACACCAUGGACACCAAAGUCGGAAACGAAUACAUUAGGGGAGUUUCCGGCGGAGAGCGCAAGCGUGUCAGUAUUGCCGAGGCCCUUAUCACUCGGGCCAGUGUUCAAGGGUGGGACAACUCAAGUAAGGGGUUGGAUGCAUCCACUGCCGUGGAGUAUGUCCAAUCACUGCGAGCCCUCACGAACAUGGCUCAGGUCUCCACCGCCGUUUCGCUAUACCAAGCUGGAGAGUCUCUGUACAGUCUUGUCGACAAGGUGUUAUUGAUCGACAAUGGCCAAUGUCUUUACUACGGUCCAUCCGACCGUGCUAAACAAUAUUUCCUAGACCUUGGUUUUGACUGCCCGGAACGGUGGACGACUGCCGACUUUCUCACGUCUGUCACUGAUCCCCACGAACGGAGUGUCAGAUCCGGUUGGGAAGAUCGGAUUCCCCGAUCGGCGCAGGAUUUCGCUGAGGUUUACCGGAAAAGCGAGGCCUACCAGCACAACAUAAAGGAUAUCGAAGAUUACGAAGCCCACCUGGACGAGCAGAAACGCAUUCGAGCUGAGAACACAUCGGAAAAGACUAAGAAGAAGAACUAUAGCAUACCGUUCUACCAACAAGUGAUCGCUCUUACUCAACGUCAAGCUCUAGUCAUGCUGGGCGACAAGGCAUCUCUUUUCGGUAAAUGGGGCGGAAUUGUAUUCCAGGCCUUAAUCGUCGGAAGUCUGUUCUACAACCUCCCGGAUACAGCUGCGGGCGCCUUCACACGUGGUGGUGUUCUAUUCUUCAUCCUGAUGUUCAAUGCGCUGUUGGCUCUUGCAGAACAGACAGCUGCAUUCGAGGCCAAACCAAUUUUGCUCAAGCACAAGAACUUCUCCUUCUACCGACCUGCUGCCUUUACGUUAGCUCAGACCGUUGUAGAUGUACCAUUAGUUCUCAUCCAAGUGCUGCUGUUCGAUCUUAUUAUCUACUGGAUGGCGGGACUCUCUGCCACUCCAUCUCAGUUCUUCAUCUCGAUCUUGAUUCUUUGGCUGGUCACAAUGACGACUUAUGCUUUCUUUCGCGCGAUCUCGGCUCUCUUCAAGACCUUGGACGAUGCUACAAAAGUUACGGGAGUUGCUAUCCAGAUCAUCAUUGUGUACACUGGCUAUUUAAUUCCCCCAGCCUCAAUGCACCCCUGGUUUAGUUGGCUGAGGUGGAUCAAUUGGCUUCAAUACGGAUUCGAGAGUCUUAUGUCGAACGAAUUCUACAGGCUUCAACUCGAAUGCGUGUCUCCCUAUCUCGUCCCACAGGGUCCAAACUUCUCCACAGAAUACCAAUCAUGCACACUAGCAGGCUCAACCCCCGGUUCGACGACUGUGUUUGGCUCUGACUAUAUUGAGGCAUCCUUCCAAUACUCACGCGGUCACCUCUGGAGAAACUUUGGUUUCUUAUGGGCUUUCUUCCUUUUCUUCCUUUGCAUAGCAAUGUUUGGCAUGGAGAUAAUGAAGCCCAACGCAGGAGGAGCUGCCGUGACAGUAUUCAAGCGUGGACAAGUACCCAAAACACUCCAGAAAACCAUUGAAACUGGUGGCCGCCACGACAGUGGUAGUGACGAAGAGUCUGGACGAAGCGGAGAGAAAAUUAGUCCCGCCGAAGAAGCUGCCGAAGCGCAAGAAAUGCGAGACGAGGAAGCCAUGCAGAGUGUCGCGAAGAACGAAACGGUAUUCACAUUCCAAAACGUCAAUUACACAAUACCGUACCAAGGUGGAGAGAGAAAGCUUUUACAGAACGUGCAAGGCUUUGUGAGACCGGGCAAAUUGACGGCUCUCAUGGGAGCUUCUGGAGCCGGAAAGACAACUUUGCUCAAUACUUUGGCCCAGAGAAUCAACUUCGGUGUCGUAACCGGUGACUUCCUUAUCGACGGAAGACCCCUUCCCAAGUCAUUCCAAAGAGCCACCGGGUUCGCCGAACAGCUCGACAUCCACGAACCUACGGCGACCGUACGUGAGGCCCUACAAUUUUCCGCGCUCCUCCGCCAACCGAAAGAGGUUCCGACGAAAGAGAAGUAUGCCUACUGCGAGACGAUUAUCGACCUACUUGAGAUGCAGGACAUUGCCGGCGCGACAAUAGGAAUAGUUGGUGAAGGUCUCAAUGCAGAACAACGAAAGAGGCUUACCAUCGGUGUUGAGCUUGCAUCUAAGCCCGAACUACUGAUGUUCUUGGAUGAACCUACUUCUGGUUUAGACUCAGGGGCGGCUUUCAAUAUCGUCAGAUUUCUGCGAAAGUUGGCUGACGCUGGUCAAGCCAUCCUUUGCACCAUACAUCAACCGUCUGCUGUGCUUUUCGAGAUUUUUGACGAGUUGAUACUACUCAAGUCUGGGGGCAGUGUUGUUUAUGCUGGCGAGCUUGGAAAAGACAGCCAAACCAUGAUUAAAUACUUUGAAUCGAAUAACGGCCCGAAAUGUCCUCCAGAUGCCAACCCUGCUGAAUGGAUGCUAGAGGCGAUCGGGGCGGGAAACCCAGACUACCAUGGUCAAGAUUGGGGCGAUGUCUGGUUACAGUCCAAAAAUUUCCAAGAACAAUCCAAAGAAAUGGAGCAAAUGAUUGAGAAACGAAAGAAUGUUGAACACUCAAAGAACGUCCAGGAUGAUCGCGAAUAUGCCAUGCCAAUAUGGACUCAGACGGCGGCGGUCGUGAAGCGAUCUUUCGUCGCUUACUGGCGAACACCCAAUUACAUAAUGGGUAAAUUGAUCCUGCACAUAUUUACUGGUCUUUUCAAUACCUUCACGUUCUGGCGCUUGGGGAACGGAAGUGUUGAUAUGCAAUCCCGAUUGUUCUCCGUUUUCAUGAACCUCACCAUCGCGCCUCCAUUGAUUCAGCAACUCCAACCCGUCUUCCUCAACUCGCGAAAUAUUUUCCAAUCUCGAGAAAAUAAUGCCAAGAUCUAUUCUUGGUUUGCGUGGACCACAGGGGCCGUGCUAGCGGAAGUUCCUUAUGCUCUUGUCGCUGGAGCUAUUUACUACAAUUGCUGGUGGUGGGGAAUUGCCGGCUAUCAGAUGAAAGGCUUCCCGUCGGGCUUCAUCUUCUUGCUAAUGAUGGUGUUCGAACUGUACUACGUCGGUUUCGGUCAGGCAAUUGCGGCUUUCAGUCCCAACCAAUUGCUGGCGAGUUUAUUCGUCCCAUUGUUCUUCCUCUUCGUCGUCUCAUUCUGUGGUGUCGUUGUACCGGCUGCGCAACUACCAUAUUUCUGGCGGUCGUGGAUGUAUUGGCUCACACCUUUCCAUUACCUCCUAGAGGCUUUCUUAGCGACUAUUAUUCAUGACCAACCCGUCCAGUGUAAAGAGAGCGAAAUGGCACGCUUUUCUGCCCCGCCGGAUCAGACUUGUGAGUCGUAUGCGGAAGCCUACAUUGGACAGGCUGGUGGAUAUGUACAAACUGGCGCGGACGGCCUGUGCGAAUUUUGCCAGUAUGCUACCGGUGACCAGUUUGGGAACCAAUUCAGUGUCUACUACAACCACAUCUGGCGUAACUUUGGCAUUAUAUGCGCUUUCAUCGCGUUCAAUUAUGCGGUCGUCUACUUCUGCACAUACUUGCGGUUCAGAGGCAAAAAUCCCAUUCGUGGGUUACUGAUGAAGGCGAAGCAAAAGAAAUAG